Paramormyrops kingsleyae is the source of this 2065-nucleotide messenger RNA. RefSeq names its product spermatogenesis associated 17 (gene spata17). The record is from RefSeq and is a predicted model, not a curated record. Gene Ontology annotation, molecular function: protein binding. Lineage: Eukaryota; Metazoa; Chordata; Actinopteri; Osteoglossiformes; Mormyridae.
GUAACGUGGGCGCUCGCGCAACCAUGGCCGAUCUGGAGCUGCUGCUCCUGCAGAUCGAACUGAUAAAAGAAGAAUUUAUCACCACGGACAGGGCUGAUGAGGAGCGUAGAGUUAAAGAGGACAGAGCCGCGCUGCGAAUACAGAGCUGGUUCCGCGGAACCCGGCUGCGAUCAUAUCUCAGUAUGAAACCCGACAGAGAAACAAACAAACCACCGGUUAAAACAGUUCCAGUCCAUGUUAUUUGUGUUACAACGUUUCCGUUACAUCUGCAGAGAAAGGCGACCAUUAUACAGAAGAUAUGGAGAGGCUACAUUGCAAGGGUGUAUUUCAGAAAAAAGGUGAAGGUACAGUGUUUCGUCAUGAAGAUGAAUUUCUACAAUGAGAUGGCUGUCAGGAUACAAAAACGUUGGAAGGGCUAUUAUGUACGAAAGUAUGUACAUAAUUAUUAUGCCAGAAAAAGAUAUCUGGAAGGAUUAACAAAAAAGAAUGAACAAGUCAGGAGGACCAUGGAGGAGUUUGCUGAGAUGCAGCGAAACGAGAGGGAGCAUCAUCAGGUGGAGUGUGAGGAGCAGAAGACGUGUCUGCAGGCCCAGAGGAUGCACUUCCUGCUCAGCACCCAUCAGAUCCCAGGCGUGUUCAACUCCCCAUACAGAGAUUUCCCUCAUGAAAUGGAGCUGCAAAUGAAGAGCAUCAAGCCCCUGCUCGUCAAGGAUAUCCAGCAAAAGAGACAGGCCAUGGAUCCCUCGGCCCCGGGAGACACAUUCCUCAAAACACGGCCGCUGCCCCCGAUACCCAGCAAGAAGCCUCAGGGACCCUUCCGUGAUCCGGCCACGGUGCUGCAGCAGAGGUACCGGCCACUGGAGCCCACCCUGCGCGUGGCGACCUCCAUCACGGACCUGGAGGAGGCCAGAGAGGAGCUCCGCCGAGGGGAGUGGAGGGGGCGCAUCAUCGACCACGCAUUUCAGCCUUUUUCCCAUGCGCACAAAAACAAGAAGUACGAGAGGUCAAUUCACACAACGUCCUCUUUCGAAAGGCUGGCGUACGGCACCGUAUAUUUCAGAGAAGAAAACCAGGAAAAACUGCGAGGAAAAAAGCCAUUCAAAAGCAUCUUCACAACCUGCAACGUUUUUGACAAAUUUGGACAGCUCUAUUCCAAUGCUGGUAAAAUAGUGUAGAGAUUCCUGAGAUGUUCCUGAGAUGUAUCCCGUACAAGAACAAAGAUUUCCAUGCCAAAGGUGUUUUGUAACAAGAUUCUCCAUGAAGUCAAAAACAAAAUAAUAUUUUAGGUUUUACAAGCAACAUAUUGGCUUAUCCUGUGCAUGUGCAUAAUUUCAAGCCUACUGCACAUUUGUUUUAAUAAAAAAAGUUAGGGUUAGGGUUAGGGUUACACACAAUGUGUGAUUUACAAAAAAAAAAAAUCAAACUAAGGACGUGGCAUAGUGCAGGUUACGGAAAACAUGCUCAUUGUUUCACUUACUCAAUUAUUACAAAACCUGCACACAGCAUGUAAUAUAGGUCCCAGUUAUUCAUUAUAUAUGAUCAAUGAAAAAAAUCGGGUGUUAUUUUAUGGAAUCUAGAGGGAUUUUGGGAUUUUGUCAUUUUAUCUAGCUAGCCUUGAAAUGUAGCGUCGCUGAAUGCGAAAAACCUUUGCACUGCCACAGAUUUCAAAGUUUGCUUGACAUCUCAGCGACCAUACAUAGCGUGAGAAACAUUAUAAAGGUAUUAUUGAAAUGAAAGAGGCCAAGCACCAGCCUACAGGUAAAACAGUACUGGCAUAGAAAACACCAUCCGAGAAAUCUGUGGAACGUUCCGGUCAUUGUUCUUGGCAUUAGAAUGAAGUGAUAAAAAACAUAAUGGAGUAGCAACGAGAGAGAAGAUAAAACCCGAAUUUCAAUUCAUUUAAAAUACUAAAUGUAGAUUAAAAUAACAAGUGCAUUCUGGGGCAGCGUCCCAUCCAGGGCUUAGGCUGUCCUUGUGUCUGCGGCCUGGGAGAUGCACCAGUUCCCUCUGUGACCCUGACCAUGAUAGAUAAAUGCAUGAAUCUCUGUAUCUUUAGUUUUUAUUU